This is a messenger RNA of Rotaria socialis, 546 nucleotides long. Lineage: Eukaryota; Metazoa; Rotifera; Eurotatoria; Philodinida; Philodinidae. The record is from the annotation of a GenBank genome assembly.
AUGACAUCAAAACAUAUUUGCGUCUAUUGUGCAGCGAGUGAUAUUUGUGAUAAGAAAUUUUUAGAUGCCGGACGACAAUUAGGUGAAGCACUUGCUCUAAUGAACGUAACCGUUGUUUACGGUGGAGCACAAUUUGGUGUUAUGGGUGCUGUAGCCGAUGGGGCACUUAAUGCUAAAGGGAAAGUUAUUGGAUGGAUACCAAAAUUCAUGAAAAGUGAAAUUUUACAUCCCGGUAUAACAGAAGUCCAUGAAGUUGAAACAAUGCAUAUGCGCAAACAUGGCAUGAUGAUGGGUUCCGAUGCUCUUAUUGCGUUACCUGGUGGCACAGGCACACUCGAAGAAUUAAUGGAAGCCAUAACAUGGAAACGCCUUGAUUUAAUUCAUAUGCCAAUAUUUAUUGUCAAUCUCGAUGGAUUUUACGAUCCAUUAUUAAAUUUAUUUGAAAAUAUGUUUAAAGAACGUUUUAUCAGUCGAGAUUUAGAAAAACAUUGGGUUGUCGUUAACACAGUUGAUGAAAUUAUAGAAAAAUUAAAAUUAAUCAUUUAA